Cucurbita maxima (winter squash) is the source of this 1265-nucleotide messenger RNA. Its product is annotated as nitronate monooxygenase-like. NCBI's taxonomy places the organism in Eukaryota, Viridiplantae, Streptophyta, Magnoliopsida, Cucurbitales, Cucurbitaceae. Gene Ontology annotation, molecular function: nitronate monooxygenase activity. The transcript is spliced from 6 exons. The coding region runs from base 132 to 1136 and encodes 334 amino acids. The record is from RefSeq and is a predicted model, not a curated record.
UCCGGUAGCUCUCACGUACCGAAACCUUCAAACCCGCCUCCCAUGGCUGCCACUGCUACUUACUCCCUAUAUAUUCAAAUUCAAACUUCCUUCAAUCAAUCCAUUGUCAAACGAAGAUAAACAAUAAUCAGAUGAGUUUUGGAGGAAUUCUGGGUUUCGAGUACGGCAUAGUUCAGGCUCCGCUUGGACCUGAUAUCUCCGGUCCUGAGCUUGUUGCUGCCGUCGCCAAUGCCGGUGGGCUCGGUCUUCUCAGAGCUCCCGAUUGGGAAUCGCCUGAUUAUGUACGAGAAUUGAUAAGAAAGACACGAGCGCUAACGAAUAAACCAUUUGGAGUUGGUGUCAUUUUGGCAUUUCCUCAUGAGCAAAAUCUAAGGGCCAUAUUGGCUGAAAAGGUAGCAGUUGUGCAAGUUUACUGGGGAGAAUGUUCAAAGGAUCUUGUGGAUCAAGUUCAUUCUGCUGGGGUGAAAAUUAUUCCACAAAUUGGGAGUGUUGAGGAAGCGAGAAAGGCCGUUGAUGUUGGUGUUGAUGCAAUAAUCGUGCAAGGAUGGGAAGCUGGAGGACAUGUUAUUGGUCAAGAAGGUUUGAUUUCCAUCUUACCAGGGGUAGUUGAUAUUGUUGGGGAUAAAGAUAUACCUGUAAUUGCGGCUGGCGGUAUUUCAGAUUCACGAGGUUAUGUCGCUGCGUUGGCCCUUGGUGCACGUGGCGUCUGCCUUGGGACUAGAUUUGUUGCUACGAAAGAAAGCCACGCUCACCCUGCAUACAAGAGGAAGUUGGUGGAACUGGAUGCAACUGAUUAUACAAACAUUUUUGGGCGUGCAAGAUGGCCUGGUGCACCACAGCGUGUUCUACAGACACCCUUUUACGAUGAUUGGAAGUCACUUCCUGCCAAUGAAAACGAAAGCAACCAGCCGGUCAUCGGCCGUUCAACAAUUAAUGGCUUGGACAUAGAUAUACGUCGCUUUGCGGGUACCGUGCCGAAUGCGACAACAAAAGGUGACAUCGAGAGCAUGGCAAUGUAUGCUGGGCAAGGAGUUGGACUAAUCAAGGAGAUCAUACCUGCAGGAGAAGUGGUAAGGAUGCUGGUUAAAGGUGCACAACAUCAUAUCCAUACACAUUUUAGUAAUUUUGUUUCUUAAAGUUUGAUGCUCAGAUCCGCAAUUUUUUUUUGUUUUCUUGAAGAAAUAAGAUAGAAAAUCCAUAUGUAAUUAGAUGAAUCAUGAACUCAGCAAUCCUUCAGUUUAAAUAAAGUUUUCAGUUAAUCCGAA